AUCAACUUCAUCUCGGCUUGCGAUGAUUGCAUUGCACAAUGAACGUGAAAACACUGGGACGAGCCUUUGUACGACGACAUGAGCUCUUCCGCCGUAAUCCGGCCAUGGGAAACUCUCGUCGCUUACUCCACCUCGCGCCCCCGUUCCUCCUUGAGGACUACAUGCCUAGGUACAUGACAUUGUCUUCCAUCGAUGAAUCCAAGAAGCGAUCCAAGGCCUACGCUCAUCUUUCCAACUGCAAUCUAUGUCCGCGGCUAUGCGGGGUCAACCGCUUUGAAAAGACUGGAAUGUGCCUGGUUGGCGACAACACGAAGGUCAAUGUGAUUGCGCCGCAUUUCGGUGAAGAACCAUGCAUCCAGGGACACAAUGGCAGCGGCGCCGUAUUCUUCUCGGGCUGCAACCUCCGCUGCGUCUUCUGCCAGAACCAUGAUAUCGCCCAUCAGCGCAACGGCCAGGACCUGACGCCUGAGGAGCUGGGCGAAUGGUACAUCAAGCUGCAGCAAGUCGGCCGCGUCCAUAACAUCAACCUCAUCACCCCGGAACACGUUGUUCCCCAGGUUGUGCUCAGUAUCCUACAUGCGAAGGAGCUAGGCCUGAGGGUUCCAAUCAUCUACAACACUUCCAGCUUUGACUCGCUGGCUUCCCUUGAACUGCUCGAUGGCUUGGUGGAUAUUUACCUCCCCGACUUCAAGGUAUGGGAGGCGGCCACUUCCAAGCGCCUUCUGAAGGCGGAUGACUAUGCAGCCACCGCACGCGAGAGCAUCAAGGCGAUGCACAAACAGGUCGGCGACCUGUGCUUUACCGGGGACGGCAUCGCCAAAAAGGGCCUCCUUGUGCGGCACCUGGUAAUGCCCGGAAAAGAAGCAGAAGGCCAACGGAUCAUGAAGUUCCUGGCUGAGGAGGUCUCCAGGGACUGCUUCGUCAACAUCAUGGAGCAAUACCAUCCGGAUGCUCAUGUCGGCAAGCCCAAGAGGCGCACAAAGGACGACACCGAAGACCAGGGCGCGGUGCGGUACAACGAGAUCAAUAGGGCAGUGUCAGGAGACGAGGUUUCGUCGGUGCGUAGGGCCGCAGAGGCAGCUGGUCUGUGGCGCUUCUGCGAUCCUCCCAGACACGACGGCUUUAACAUCUGAGAUAACGUCCCUUGCGUUAGCAUGCAGCCGUGGUAUACCUCUGCAUCUGGGACGGGAGCGGUUUGCCAAGUUGGUGGAACACCCCUAGACGUUACGGUCAGCUGCAGAUGCAGCAGCGGAGCCUCCCAAGCAAGGGGCUCGCUCGGAUUGCACUGGCGAUACGACCAAAGUGCACAGCAACUGCAGGUAUGAUUACGGUUGGCGAUUCGAGUGUAUCAUAUGUCAUACCAUUCUAUCAUGGCACAAUUCUCUGGUUGGUGUUCAGGUUCAGAAGUACGAUUAAGCAACUCCAUACUCCUCGGAGAGUUAUCGAUCUGACGGGAGAUGAAUGUGCCGUCUCACCAUGCAAACCCAGGAGGAGAAGUAGGACACCGCGGAUGUCUUUCCAGCUUGCCCCAUUCAAGGCGAACCUCUCAUUGUCUAAGAGGCACCGAUCAGCUUGGAGCUCCAGCUGCCAUG
Colletotrichum destructivum is the source of this 1592-nucleotide messenger RNA. RefSeq names its product Putative aldolase-type TIM barrel, pyruvate-formate lyase-activating enzyme, predicted. Bases 39 to 1133 code for a protein of 364 amino acids. The transcript is spliced from 2 exons. Gene Ontology annotation, molecular function: catalytic activity; iron-sulfur cluster binding. The record is from RefSeq and is a predicted model, not a curated record. NCBI's taxonomy places the organism in Eukaryota, Fungi, Ascomycota, Sordariomycetes, Glomerellales, Glomerellaceae.